CUUCGCUCUUUCUCGCGAGUCGCAUAUAUUCUCGGCUCUACCGUUCCGACAUCCCUGACUGAAUUAUCAUCAGACCUUGUAUCGACCGAGAAAUGCUAUGCUAAACGUCCUACGAUCCGCCCGCUUCGCAAUGACCACGCUUCCUCGUGUCCCAAUCCCCGCCAACGGGGUCGACUAUCGCGGCAAAGUCGUUCUGGCGCCGAUGGUGCGCUCCGGUGAACUUCCCUGUCGUCUACUAGCUCUCAAGUAUGGCGCCGACCUCGUCUGGGGUCCUGAGACCAUCGACCGCGCUCUGGCAGGCGCCAAGCGCCGCGUGAACCCCCGCAACGGCACCAUCGAAUUCACCCGCACCCCCUCCAACGGCGGCCGCGUCGAGAAGGCCACCAAGGAGUCCGUCAUCUACCGCCUCGACCCUGUCCGCGAGAAGGGCAAACUCAUCUUCCAGAUCGGUACCGCCACUCCUGACCUCGCCGUCGCCGCCGCCAAGCUCGUCGCCCCCGAUGUCGCCGGCAUCGAUGUGAACUCGGGGUGCCCGAAGCCCUUCAGUACCAGCGGUGGAAUGGGUGCAGCCCUCCUCAGAACUCCGGACAAGCUCGUUUCAAUCCUCGAAACGCUGGUGCGCGAGGUCGGUACCCCGUACCAGAUUGGCAUCUCGGUUAAGAUCCGGCUCCUGGACAAGCAGGACCCCGAGCCGACGCGAGCGCUGGUCGAGCGACUUGUCAGGACCGGUAUCACGGGCCUGACCGUCCACUGCCGCACGCCUCCUAUGCGGCCCCGCGAGCGCGCCAUUCGUGAUCAGCUGCGGAUGGUCCGGGACAUCUGCCACGAAGCCGGGGUGGCGUGUCUUGUCAACGGCGACGUUGCCAACAAGGACGACGGCCUGGCUCUGAUGCAGGAAUACGGCGUCGAUGGCGCGAUGAUCGCCACCGCAGCCGAGGCGAACCUGUCCGCCUUCCGCACGGCGGCUGAGGGCGGCCUCCUCCCGUGGAAGGAGAUGGUCCGCGACUACAUGCAGGCCUGUCUCGAGUGCGAGAACCGUUUCGGCAACACCAAGUACCUCCUGAACAUCUUCGUGCCGGGCAAGGCUCCCGAGUCUCACCGCGCCAAAACCGCCCGCACCUACGUCGACACCUGCCUCGCCCUGGGCUUCGAGGACAUGAUUCCCGCGGCGACCCGCGUCGACGAGAUCCUGGGUCUCUCGGCCAAGUCCACCGCAACAACCACAGCCGAGAAGAACGACGACGACCCCGUCAGCAAGGCCGUGCACAACGCCCUCGAGAAGAACGAAUCCGCCCGCGCCGCCGGCGGCGCCUCGCGCUCGAAACCCACCUCCCCCGUCCUCUCCCACAGCGCUGGCGGGCCCGUCCGCACCAACUCCAUCCCUCGCCCGACGAAGUCAGCGCCCAACAACCCGGCAGAGGUUGAUCCGGUCGUCCUUGCUGCUGAAGCUUCUGCUGCUGCUGCUGCACCGAAGGAACUCGCCGCAUAGCGGGCCUCAUCUGUCGUCGAUCCCUGUCCUGCCCUUUCAUUCUCUGUCUAUCAUUCUAUUGAUGCGGUUACGCCUCCUGAUCCCCGUAUAUUACACUGUUGCAGUUUGUUCCGUUCCCUGCGCUCGCAUAACCCGGCGUUGAAGCUCGCUCCUCCUAGCAGGUUGGUGGUUGGUUUGUUGGUUGGUCGGUUGUCUACGCGAACUCAUAGAUUCCCACUUCAUGUUUUUCAUAAUCAAUCAGAGGGGCAUCGUUCCUAUUGCUUAUUUCCUUACCUUAUGCUCUCUAUCAUAGAAAACAAGUAGACAAUCUUCCCUCUCCAUCAUAGGAA
This is a messenger RNA of Aspergillus saccharolyticus JOP 1030-1, 1818 nucleotides long. RefSeq names its product tRNA-dihydrouridine(20) synthase (NAD(+)). Gene Ontology annotation, cellular component: cytoplasm. The record is from RefSeq and is a predicted model, not a curated record. Gene Ontology annotation, molecular function: tRNA dihydrouridine synthase activity; flavin adenine dinucleotide binding. The coding region runs from base 131 to 1489 and encodes 452 amino acids. NCBI's taxonomy places the organism in Eukaryota, Fungi, Ascomycota, Eurotiomycetes, Eurotiales, Aspergillaceae. Gene Ontology annotation, biological process: tRNA dihydrouridine synthesis. The transcript has a single exon.